Molecule: messenger RNA, 3316 nt
Organism: Ipomoea triloba (trilobed morning glory)
Lineage: Eukaryota; Viridiplantae; Streptophyta; Magnoliopsida; Solanales; Convolvulaceae
Product: formin-like protein 6
Exons: 4
Coding region: 221-2902 (893 amino acids)
Biological process (GO): actin nucleation; actin cytoskeleton organization
Molecular function (GO): actin filament binding
Source: RefSeq, a predicted model, not a curated record
AAGAAUAAAAAAGAAAUGCAGAGCUUAAAAUAUGAAAAAGGAACUGAAGAUAAAAAGAGAAAGUGCGGCUAACUGCUGACAUCACCCACUCAAGAAUCCAGAUCUUGCAGCUCAAAGAAGCUUCUUUUUACAGUCUUCUCUCUCUCUACUUGCAGAGUUUUGUGGAACAAAACCCGGAGAUGAAUUGGGAGGAAGAAAACAGCACCGGCAAAACAGCACAAUGAGCGUUCAUGGUUUCCGUCAUUUGUUGAUUCUGUCUUUUGUUGUCGCAGCAACAACGUUUUUCACGCCGGGGUACAGUACAGGGCCGGAGAAUAGCAGAAGAAUUCUUCAUCAGCCGCUGUUUCCGGUGGGUUCAGAGCCGCCGGCGGGAACAGACUCGGCCCCUCCGCCACCGCCGCCGCCUCCGCCGCCGGAUCCUGUAUUGCCUAGCCCCGAGCAGCCCUUCUUCCCGGAAGUUCCCGGCGGGCAGAGUCCAGAUCAGAAUUUACAGCCGCCGCCGCUGCCAGCUCAGCAGAAUGAGUCGCCGGUGUCGAACCCAAUCGCCUCGCAGCCGUCGCGGCCGGUCAAGAAAGUGGCAAUUGCGUUAUCGGUUGGGAUUGUGACCUUGGGAAUGUUAUCCGCUCUCGGAUUUUACCUCUACAAACACCGCGUGAAACGCCCCGAUGAAUCUCAAAAACUCGUAGGCGACGGCGGCGGCGGCUCGCAGAGGAUGAAUGAGGAGUCGAGAAUGCCGCCGUCAACUUUUCUGUACAUUGGGACGGUGGAGCCGUCAACUCGGACGUCCGUUAGUGGGACCAACGAGGCUAACGGGUCGCCGUAUCGGAAACUGAGUUCCGUGAAAAGAUCCGAUCGGUACCGGCCGAGUCCCGACCUUCAGCCGCUGCCGCCGCUGAGCAAGCCGCAGCCGCCUCCCGAUAUCACCUCUCCGCCGGCAAUGUCGUCGUCCGAUGAAGAGAGCCGCGACACCGCGUUUUACACGCCGCAAGGCUCCACCGUCAGCAACGAUGACGGCUACUACACUCCCGUUUCGCGGCGGAGCCACGCAAAAGCGGAGGCGCGUGGUCAUAAUAAUAAUAAUCAUAAUUCUUCUUCUACUCCUCAUUCAAAGAGAACUUCUCCGAAAUCACGCCUCUCUGCUUCUCCGUCGGAUAUAAAGCCGGCGAUUAUACCGUCAAUCAAACAAUCUCCGGCGCCGUCGCAAUAUGAUAGACCAACGAUGCCGUACAUUCCUAAAAGGGCAAAAUUCUCAUCACCGCCUCCGCCGCCAGAUAUGGCGCGGCUUCAAUUAAUAAGCGGCCAAACUCAGCAACCGUCAAAACUCCCAGUUCCUCCACCUCCGCCGCCACCACCACCACCGCCGCCGCCGCCGCCGCCGUCAGCACCUCGGAAAUUAGCAAUUUCCCAGAAAAACUCCCCGCCAUUGGCUCCAUCUGAACCGGCAAAGCAAGAAUCCCUUCCCAGCCCCAAAACACCACAAGACAGUGCGAAAACAAGCCCUUCCGGCGAAACAGAACGAGGUCCCAGCACGCUGGAGAGGUGCGAUUCCGACGACAUAGACGGCUCAAAACCAAAGCUGAAACCUCUGCACUGGGACAAAGUCCGAGCAACAUCCGAUCGCGCCACCGUCUGGGAUCAGCUCAAAUCCAGCUCCUUCCAACUGAAUGAGGACAUGAUGGAAUCGCUCUUCGGCUGUAAUUCUGCAAAUUCAGUCCCGAAAGAAACCAUUAAGAAACCCAAAUCCGUUCUCCCUCCGGCUGAGCAGGAAAACAGAGUUCUUGACCCAAAGAAAUCCCAGAACAUAGCAAUCCUGUUGAGAGCACUGAAUGUGACAAAGGAGGAGGUUUCUGAAGCACUUCUAGAUGGAAAUCCAGAAGGAUUGGGUCCUGAGCUUUUGGAGACUUUGGUGAAGAUGGCUCCAACCAAGGAGGAGGAAAUUAAACUAAGAGACUGCAGAAGUGAUGCCUCAAAACUGGGAUCUGCAGAACGGUUCCUCAAAACAGUUCUUGAUGUCCCAUUUGCAUUCAAAAGAGUGGAAGCAAUGUUGUACAGAGCAAAUUUUGAAUCAGAAGUGAACUAUUUAAGGAAGUCCUUUCAAACUCUUGAGGAAGCAAGUGAAGAAUUGAAGAACAGCAGGUUAUUCCUGAAGCUCUUAGAAGCUGUGCUAAGAACAGGAAACCGCAUGAACACGGGCACUAACCGUGGUGAUGCUAGAGCUUUUAAGCUUGACACUCUUUUGAAACUGGUAGAUAUAAAAGGAACAGAUGGGAAGACAACCUUGCUUCAUUUUGUGGUCCAAGAGAUAAUCAGGUCGGAAGGGGUUGAUUCGAAUCCCGCCAACGAAAACCUCCCAAACAAACCAAACAUGAAGCCGAGAGAGGAAGAUCUCAAGAGGCAAGAGCUGCAGGUUGUUGCAGGGCUGAGCCGGGAGCUUGGCAAUGUCAAGAAAGCAGCGGGAAUGGACUCAGACGUCCUGCACAGCUACGUUUCCAAGCUCGAGACCGGGCUUGGGAAGGUUAGAAUGGUGUUGGAGCUCGAGAAACCAGGCGUGUCAGGCAAGUUUUUUGAGUCAAUGAAGAUGUUUCUGAAAGAGGCAGGAGAUGAAAUCAUUAGGAUCAAGGCAGAAGAGCGAAAGGCCUUGUCUGUGGUGAAGGAAGUGACCGAGUAUUUCCAUGGCGACGCUGCCAAAGAGGGAGCUCAUCCCUUCAGAGUCUUCAUGAUUGUAAGGGAUUUCCUCUCCAUCUUGGAUAACGUCUGCAAAGACGUCGGGAAGAUGCACGACAGAACAGUCGUGGGCUCCGCCAGAUCCUUCAGAAUACCAGCAAACGCCUCGCUCCCAGUCUUGAGCAGAUAUAAUGUCAGACAUAACAGAAGCUCAGAUGAUGAUAGCAUGUCACCAUGAUCCAUUCCAAUGAAAAACCACAAUUUUUGUGCAAUUUAAUGAUUCAAGCAGCCUAUGCAGCAGCAAGAAUGUGAAGAACAUGCUUGAAUCAACCGGCACUGGCCACACAUGGAAGGCUAAAGCCUAGAGACCAACCAGAACCAGCACAGGAAAAACAAGAAUAAAACGUCGUCACAGUAGUAUUUGGGAUUCGAUGGGGGUGACGAGAUACAAAAGUUGAAUAUAUACAAGUAUAGCUAUAGGUAAGAAUGCUAUUUAUCAGCUGUAUACAUAGUAUAAGAGAAACAUAAAACAUCAAUCCUAGGCAUCAUCAUAGUCCUGAUUUCAUAGGAUUAUUUAUUGUUUUGUUCUUUCUUGUACCUUUAUCAAUUGGCACCACAGCUGGGAAAAAGCUAAAGAUUUCACUUUUUGUAA